Megalobrama amblycephala (Wuchang bream) is the source of this 3878-nucleotide messenger RNA. RefSeq names its product signal transducer and activator of transcription 3 (acute-phase response factor) (gene stat3). Gene Ontology annotation, molecular function: RNA polymerase II cis-regulatory region sequence-specific DNA binding; DNA-binding transcription factor activity, RNA polymerase II-specific. The record is from RefSeq and is a predicted model, not a curated record. The transcript has 24 exons. Lineage: Eukaryota; Metazoa; Chordata; Actinopteri; Cypriniformes; Xenocyprididae. The coding region runs from base 305 to 2725 and encodes 806 amino acids. Gene Ontology annotation, biological process: leptin-mediated signaling pathway; growth hormone receptor signaling pathway via JAK-STAT; cell surface receptor signaling pathway via JAK-STAT.
GAUGCAUUUCCCUUUUCUCGUGUCCUUUUUCUUUCUGUCCUUCUUCAGUGUACAAACCUGAGAGAUCGUGUGUAAAGAAAACAUGUUGUGUGCCAGCACUGGUCUUUUUUAGUCUGUUUGUCAGCACAAACCUCUGAGUAGGUGUGGAUGUGGUAAACUCUGAGUGUGUGUUCAACAGCAUAUUGAGGUAAUGUAAAGAGAAACGGUGUCCAUGGGCUUUUGAGGUUUUCCUCUUUGAACGGAUGCUCUUGCUGCUUUACGAUCAACAGCCACUGAUUUCUGUGGCCUUGACACGCUGGUCAACAUGGCCCAGUGGAAUCAGUUACAGCAGUUAGAGACGCGGUAUCUGGAGCAGCUGUAUCACUUGUACAGUGACAGUUUCCCCAUGGAGCUGCGGCAGUUCCUGGCCCCAUGGAUCGAGAGCCAGGACUGGGCGUAUGCAGCCAACAAGGAAUCUCACGCAACGCUCGUGUUCCAUAACCUGCUGGGUGAGAUUGAUCAGCAGUACAGCCGCUUCCUGCAGGAGAACAACGUCCUGUACCAACACAACCUGCGGCGCAUCAAACAGCACCUGCAGAGCAAGUAUCUGGAGAAGCCCAUGGAGAUCGCCCGCAUCGUGGCCCGCUGCCUGUGGGAAGAGCAACGUCUGCUGCAGACGGCCACCACUGUGCAGCAGGAUGGCCAGGUUGCCCAUCCUACGGGUACUGUGGUGACAGAAAAACAGCAGAUACUGGAGCACAACCUGCAGGACAUCAGGAAGAGAGUACAGGACAUGGAGCAGAAGAUGAAGAUGUUGGAAAAUCUGCAAGAUGACUUUGACUUCAACUACAAAACUCUCAAGAGUGCUGGAGAGUUGUCCCAGGACCUGAAUGGAAACAGCCAGGCUGCAGCCACCAGGCAGAAGAUGUCUCAGCUGGAGCAGAUGCUGAGCGCUCUGGAUCAGCUGAGGAGGCAAAUAGUGACUGAGAUGGCAGGGCUGCUGUCUGCCAUGGACUUUGUGCAGAAGAAUCUGACGGAUGAAGAACUGGCCGACUGGAAGAGGAGACAGCAGAUCGCUUGCAUCGGAGGACCACCGAACAUCUGCCUGGACCGCUUAGAGACAUGGAUAACCUCUUUGGCUGAGUCACAGUUGCAGAUAAGACAGCAGAUCAAGAAACUGGAGGAGCUUCAACAAAAGGUCUCGUACAAAGGAGAUCCAAUUAUUCAGCACCGCCCUGCUCUGGAGGAGAAAAUCGUUGACCUGUUCCGCAGCCUUAUGAAGAGUGCAUUUGUUGUCGAGAGGCAGCCUUGUAUGCCCAUGCACCCUGACCGACCCCUUGUCAUCAAAACAGGAGUUCAGUUCACCACCAAAGUCAGGUUGCUUGUGAAAUUCCCAGAGUUGAAUUACCAGCUGAAAAUCAAAGUUUGUAUUGACAAGGAGUCAGGUGACGUGGCAGCCAUUAGAGGUUCACGCAAGUUCAACAUCCUUGGCACCAACACUAAGGUGAUGAACAUGGAGGAGUCCAACAAUGGCAGCCUGUCAGCAGAGUUCAAACAUCUGACCCUACGAGAGCAGAGAUGUGGCAAUGGAGGCCGAACCAACAGUGAUGCGUCUCUGAUAGUGACUGAAGAACUUCACCUGAUCACAUUCGAGACAGAGGUCUACCACCAAGGACUAAAGAUCGACCUUGAGACACACUCUCUCCCAGUGGUGGUCAUCUCUAAUAUCUGUCAAAUGCCAAAUGCAUGGGCGUCCAUCCUGUGGUACAACAUGCUGACCAACCAUCCAAAGAAUGUGAACUUCUUCACCAAACCUCCAGUGGGAACAUGGGAUCAGGUGGCUGAAGUGCUCAGCUGGCAAUUUUCAUCCACAACCAAAAGAGGACUUACCAUUGAGCAGCUCACCACACUUGCAGAGAAACUUUUGGGUCCGUGUGUAAACUACUCCGGUUGCCAAAUCACAUGGGCCAAGUUCUGCAAAGAGAACAUGGCAGGAAAAGGUUUCUCAUUCUGGGUGUGGCUAGACAACAUUAUUGACUUAGUGAAGAAAUACAUUUUGGCUCUAUGGAAUGAAGGGUAUAUUAUGGGCUUCAUCAGUAAAGAAAGAGAGAGAGCAAUCCUGAGCCCAAAGCCUCCUGGGACAUUUCUGCUGCGCUUCAGUGAAAGCAGCAAAGAGGGAGGAAUUACCUUCACCUGGGUUGAGAAGGACAUCAAUGGUAAGACCCAGAUCCAGUCAGUUGAACCGUACACUAAGCAGCAGCUCAACAGCAUGUCUUUUGCUGAGAUCAUCAUGGGCUACAAGAUCAUGGAUGCCACCAACAUCCUCGUCUCGCCGCUGGUCUACCUCUACCCCGAUAUCCCCAAAGAGGAGGCGUUUGGCAAGUACUGCCGCCCCGAGGCCCAGCCUGACACUGAAUUCCCUGACCCUGGAUGUGUAAUUCAGCCCUACCUGAAGACCAAGUUCAUCUGUGUCACCCCGUGUCCUUCUGUCUUCAUGGACUUCCCGGACAGUGAGCUGCUUGGGAACGGCUUCCCUGGGACUAACUCCGGCAACACAAGUGAUUUGUUCCCAAUGUCCCCUCGUACACUCGACUCUCUCAUGCACAAUGAAGCCGCGGAGGCCAAUCCGGGACCUCUCGAAUCCCUCACUCUGGACAUGGAGUUGAGCUCCGAUCAUCCCUCACCCAUGAGAGAAGGGUUUGCAGCCACAACAGUCUCAGAUAUGGACACCUGCCGAAAUGCUUAGUUUUCCAACAUGUUCGUUUUUUUAGUUAUUUACAUAGGGAAAAGUAAUUGUCAUGUACAUAAUGUGCUUAGGUGCUAGAGCCUUUUCUCUCUCCGAGCCAAUUCUUUUCUUUUCAGUUUUAGCUUUUUAGUUGUCUUUUCAUCCUCAUAUCAACAUUGAUAAUACUGAAUUGAACUUAUUCUUUUUUUAAAUGGUUAAGAUGCAAGCUUUUUUCACUUUUAUUUCAAAAGCAUGAGGUAUUCAAGACCAUUAGCACAGGAGUUUUUAGCUUAAUUGAUCUUUGUCAGAGAAGUGUGAAUAUAAAGGUUAUUAUAAAGUUUUUUUUUUUUAAUGUUUAAUUGCAGACAUUUGGCCAUGACUGUAUAGUAUCAUCUUUUUUUUUUUUUAGGAAUAGGAAGAGCCUUUCACUUGUUUUGCAGUGAGCGUCCACUGGUGUUUGCAAACAUGAAACAUUUAAGCUGUUAGCAUAGCAUUCUUCAGUCUUUAUGUUGAUCUUUUGAAAUGAGUGUGAAGGGGAGUAACUUUACAGUAGUAUUGAUAAGCAGUACUUGCCCAAACUCGGCGUGCUCUUGUACCGUGAGUUAACAUUUAUGUUCAAAUGAGAAGGUGUAAAGCAAGUUUGUGCAUGCAGGUCUAUAAUGUCCCCUUUAGCUUCUGUUUUAUAUGAAUAUACUGUAUUUUAAUGUUGCUGAAAACUAUUUUACUCUUUUAUUGGAUGUCUUCGGAAAGUGAAUGGAAGAAGAUAAAUAUAAAUUACGCAGAUGAGCAAAUGUGAUAUUUCCACCAUAUUACAGUGUCCUUUAUAUGUUUAUUGCGCUUAGAUAGCAAGCAGAUCUUGCACAGAGCCAGCAGGACUAUUGUAACAAUAUGUAGAGAGACACAUUCAUACAUGCACAUAUAUACAGAUAUUUAUAAUUUUGUUUAAUUCACUGAUCUGUUGUGUCAUCAUGUAAGGUAGUGCUUCAAACAGAAAUAUGAUGGAAAAGUAUGUUUCUUCAUUGUGUAACUAAUUUUUAAAUGUCUGUCAGUCUGAUAUGGCUUCCCACUCUGUGUAUCUGUCCUUCCACUCUGACUUGAUAGUGUGUAUACUAUUAUAUAUACGCUGCACUAUGUAUAUUCUCUUUAUUGUACAAUGAAUUCUUGAUGAAAGAAA